GGGAGAAACAGAAAAAGAAAAAGAGUGAGCGUGCGGACACGACAUUAGUGAUUAGACAAAAAGGUUGCACGUUAGAACGACGGCCGAUGGUCGGCUGGUCAUUCUCCACUCUUUAUUUAUCCCUUCGAACCCAAGACACUCCCCCUUUACUAGUUCCCACUUCAAUUCUCUCUCUCUCUCUCUCUCUCUCUCUCUCUCUCUCUCUCAACCUGAUGAUGAGGACCUUGUGCCCAAACGUAGACAACGAAGAUGCUCUUGAAACAGUGCUCGAAGUUCCGAUACCGGAGGAAACCUUCGAUGAUAGCAAGAUCAACCACAACACCAACUCUUGGAAAACCUUGAAAUCGUGGAUGAAACCUCAUUCCACCGAUCAAAGACGCCAAUUUUCUGACUACGGUGGUCGGAACGCUGAAAUUCAGCUCUUGCUCGGAGUCGUCGGAGCUCCCCUCGUCCCUCUUCCCAUCUCUUCUGGCCACCCCAACAUUAUCAAUCCAGAUAACCCCAUCGAGGCUUCAAUGGCUAAAUACAUCGUGCAACAAUAUGUAGCUGCGGCGGGAGGAGAAAGGGCGUUGAAUUUAGUUCAAAACAUGUACGCCGUAGGGACGGUGAAGAUGGUGGCGUCAGAGUGCAUCGCCGAAGACGGAGUAACUAUGAACUGCGGUGGUGGUAAGGCGAUGAAGGCCAAAAACAUUAAAAACGGCGGCGGUGAGAUGGGUGGGUUUGUGUUAUGGCAAAAAAGACCGGACCUUUGGUCUCUAGAACUGGUUCUUUCCGGCUACAAAAUCAGCGCCGGCAGCGACGGGAAGGUGGCGUGGCGACAGACACCGUGGCACCAUUCUCAUGCAUCUAGAGGCCCCCCCAGACCUCUUCGUCGUUCCUUACAGGGUCUUGACCCAAAGUCAACCGCAAAUUUGUUCAACAAUUCGAUUUGCAUAGGGGAGAAGACAAUCAAUGGGGAAGAUUGCUUUGUGUUAAAGCUGGAAGCCGAGCUUUCGACUCUAAAAAUACGAAGCAGUACAAACGUAGAGAUCAUGAAGCACACAAUUUGGGGGUAUUUUAGUCAAAAAACAGGUCUUUUAUACCAACUUAAAGAUUCACAUCUCAUAAGAAUAAACACACCUGGAAGUGAUAGUGUGUUUUGGGAGACAACCAUGGAGUCACUAAUCCAAGACUACCGGACCAUCGAUGGAGUCAACAUAGCUCACGGUGGUCAAACCACGGUUUCAUUGUUUAGAUUUGGUGAGGACUCUGAAAGCCAUUCACAGACAAAAAUGGAGGAGAUUUGGACGAUUGAGGAGGUGGAUUUCAACAUAAAGGGUCUUUCAAAUGACUGUUUCUUGCCACCAAGUGACUUGAAGAAGGAGGAUGAUAAGCAAAUUGUUCAUGAUGCCACGAGUGGUGACAAAUUUAUUGGAAGCACCAAGUUUGCCUCCAGGAGCCGAGGAAAUUCGUCUAGGUUUGGUGUUCAUAAGAUUGUGGCGAUUGAUUCCGAUGGUUUUGGGGACUUGUGACAUUGUUGUUGUUUGAUUAUAUCAUGUUUUGUACAUAUUUUAUUGUACAAGUUGUAUAAUAUUUAUAGAUAGUGAAUCGUUUGAGCUUGUGCUCUUAGACGAUCUUAUAUAGGAUGUUAGUCGGAUUCUUUACUAAAAGUUUAUUUACCUAAAUGAUAUGUUUAUUUUUGUUGUGCCAUAA
Molecule: messenger RNA, 1692 nt
Organism: Lactuca sativa (garden lettuce)
Lineage: Eukaryota; Viridiplantae; Streptophyta; Magnoliopsida; Asterales; Asteraceae
Source: RefSeq, a predicted model, not a curated record